Messenger RNA from Astrephomene gubernaculifera, 1971 nucleotides. The record is from the annotation of a GenBank genome assembly. NCBI's taxonomy places the organism in Eukaryota, Viridiplantae, Chlorophyta, Chlorophyceae, Chlamydomonadales, Astrephomenaceae.
CUAAGAUACCACUAUCCCACUUGUGAGGUGUUGUUAUGUAAUCUCUGUCCACGGUCCUGGCUAAGGCUGUUACAGCGUAGCAGGCCUUGUAAGGAGCAUCCGCUUACUUAGACGUCAGAAUGCCACCAAAGAAAAAGAACGAUGUUGCUAAGGCGGCAAAACUCGCCGAUAAGGAGAACUUGGCUCGAGCAGAAACGGAAAUCCUUUCUUUGCAACACCUGCUCGAGUUACGUAGCCAUGAGGCGCUGGAGGCCAGGCGCAGCGAGCGCAUGUGGCGCGAGCGCAUGGAGGCGUUUAGUCAAGCCAUCGAACAGCAGAAGGAGGAUACUCUUGACAUCACGUCGGACAUGAUGCGGCAGUAUAAGGGCAUGCAGGAGCAGCUCAUGAAGAAGGUAUCCGAUUUGGAGACCGAAACUCGCCAGCUGAAGAAGGUAAUUGAGGAGCGUGACGCGGAGAUUGCCAAGCUUCAGCAGGAGAAGGAGCAGCAGAAGAAGACCAGCGACUUGGAGAUUCUGCAGUACCAGCACAAGAUGGAGGAGAUGCAAGUGGAGUUUGCCCAGAUGCUGCGAGAGACCCUAGACCGCAUGCACGAGCGCCUGGCCAACGGCACGUACAACAGGAGCUAAGGCGGCGCUUGCCGUACACGUGUAGCUGCCGUACAGACCGGCUGCUGUAGAGCGGCUUGCUGUAGCUGCCACUAUUGCUACAGCUUCCUGUGACAGGGAGUAGGAGGGCAGGAAGCCCGCGUAGUUGAGAGACAAUGGGAGUCACGAAGUGUUGCAGAAAGCGGCAGUGCUCGAAAGGUAAGGGGAGGCGGAGGGACCCGUACCCGGUAUGUCGUCGCCAUACGGUGCCAUCCCGCGCCCGUUACCUAGGUAGUCGGUUGCUGCUGGCACGCUUGGAACACCUGGACCCAUGGCUCCAGGAGGCGGAAGAAGCAGGCAGGAAGGCAGAGAUGCAUGUUGUGCCUUGUCACGGCUCAUGGGUCAGGCCAUGACACCCAAGCGGCCUGUAAGAUAUGUCAUAUCAGAACGCGUGUUCCUGAUACCUUGCGGGUUGGAGUUAUCUUGCGGGGGGGAGCUCCGUGGACCUGACUGGCUUUCAAUGUCAGCCAUGUGGGUUUGACACACCAACCCACAGGGCGUGACACACGUCGGCCAUAUGGAUAAUGUUGCGUGCAGCACUAUCAUUCCGGUGAGCUGUGUGUGUGCCUAGGUCUGUUAGGGAGAGACAGGCUUGCAUGCUUACAUGUUGCGGGGCUGACGAGAAAGGCAACGAGGGGCAAUGCCUCAAGCAAUGCACUUUGUCGCAACCCCAUUCGUGUCGCGGGUUUGCAUUAUGACAACGACGUGUCUUUGGGGAUGUGUUUGCUACCGAGCAGCCGGGACGCUGCUGUGCUUGAUAAGUAGCGUGGAUAGGUAGGCGAGGGGCACGGUGGGCAUUUGGUUUUGUAGCUUGGAUUAGUCGCCACUGUACAAUCUACGCGAGCGAAGGCAUUACGUAGUUACAAUGAUUCGUCAUGGUGGGUAGUACGGUGCAUGUAGGUUAUCGUUGCGGUCAACUGUAGUUAAUCUCAUAAAUACGUUUUCAUAUACGUGUAUUGUGUGUGCAUGUUUAGGAAUUGAACUGCCGUACAGCGCAGUUUUCGCUUUGAGGACAAUCACAUGCGACGCGCUGGAAUCUCUGACAACGCAGCAAUGAAGGGGGUGUACGUUUGACAAAGGGUGCGAAGGUAACAUGGAUAGCAGUGUAAUGUAUUAGGUGUUUCCGUACGGCAUACGGCGUAUGUCGGAUGCAAUGCGUUCGGUGACACCGGUGAUGUGUGUCUUAAUGUGUGAGGGGUUAGCCUUGUACGGCAAGUGCACACCCAAGGAGCCGUCCGAGAGGACCAGCUAGGUGAGCCGCUCUCCCUGUAAGAGAUGGGACCUUGCAGAGAUGCCGACACGUAAAUGUAAGAUGCGACCAGGAACA